GGGAAACACAAACGUUGCCUUAGCAACGAGCUAGGGCGCGUCAAGCGUUAUGGUUAUCAACAGGUUUAAUUUCAACAUUAAUUAUAGAAAACUUAACUAAAACACACGAUGGAAACAGCAAGCAAUUCUUCCGUGUUUCUUCUUACGGUGAACGGACAAAUUGAGGGAGCGAACUUUCCAGAUUAUGACCAUUUAUACUGUAAAUAUUGUUACGUCUACGGCCAUGACUGGGCUCCCACCACAGGUUUGGAGGAAGGCAUCACUCAGAUCACCUCUAAAAGCUCCCAGUCUCACAAGUUAAUAUGGAACUUCCCUUUGGAGACAACAUUCAAGAGUACAAAUCCUUCUGGAUGGCCUCAGCUCGUGGUGAGCGUGUACGGACCGGACGUUUUUGGCAACGAUGUGGUCAGGGGUUAUGGAGCAACGCACAUUCCUUUCACACCUGGACAACACAUAAGAACCAUCCCGAUGUUUGUUCCCGAGCCCACAUGGAGACUUCAGAAGUUCACAGGCUGGUUGCUAGGACGACGACCCGAGUACACCGACCCCAAAGUGGUGGCACAUGGGGAAGGCCGAGAAGUGACGAGGGUUCGAUCUCAGGGCUUCGUCACCGUCUCCUUCCACAUAAUGACCAAAGACAUGAAGAGGAUGGGCUACGACAUGGGACCGAUGAACUCGUCAACUGUCCAGUCCGCCACUUCCAGUCAGUCAGGAGAUGCACAAUAGUACGUGAAGUAACAUGAAAGCUAACUGGAGUCACUACAUAUCAGUUGUCAUUGUGACUGAACUCCAGCCCGGAUUGGAGUCCAAACACUGGAAACUCGGGGAGUCUGGUUUUGAGACCCCAGCUCAAAACCAGAGCUGUGCAUUCUGAUUGCUUCUCAAAGUUGCCUACAGAGUGAUAUCUGUGGAGUGGAGGGGCUUGGUAAAAGCCUCAGACAAUGUUGGUGUUGCAUUCCUCGCCGCAGGAGGCUGUGAUGUUAAGGGAGAGGUCCGUUGCCUUGUUGGAUCUACACAAAAUGUGAAUAUUGGUUAUAAAAUGUCAAAGCCCCAUGCUGAACGUUUGUAUUUUCAGCUUAACAUGUAGUUUUAAUUCUCGAGACGUGGACAAGUUCGCUUGCAACCCAUGGCGUCAUUGUGUGGAAAGACUUCAGAUAAAUUUGAAAGCUGAAAAUGUUAAGUCCAUUUAUUCACUGGAUAUUCUAAAUGUCAGAUCAUCACGAUUAGGAAAGUUUCAGAUUUUAUCUUUUUUUUUAAAAAAAAAAGUGUUAAAUACUUCCAGAUUUUUGAUACUAGCUCCUUAAUUUAAAGCUGUAAAAUUUGUUCAUUGAAUCCAUCUUUUAGUGGGAGUUCUCUGCCUACUUUCAGUUGUCAGAUUUAAAACCCUGGCUAAUGAGUUUGAGUUAUGAGAUCUGUUAUUUACUAAUAGCUCCUUUGUCACAGAGCAGAGUGUGUUUAAUUAGAUUUGGCUUAACAUUGGACACAUUUCCUAGAAUGUGCAUCUACGGAAUGGUUUUAAAUAGCCAGGGUGUAAAAGCAUCUUCUGGUAUCAAGUAAGUUAAAUGAAUGUCUAACUUUCCUUAAUUGACUUAGGUCUUACAUUUAACAUAUAAAAUGUCCUAAACUGAAGUUAAAACAUUUUAUAUUUAACAAAAACCUUUAAGAAACAUUGGUGUAAAACCAAGCAAUGCAGUCCAGAAAUAUAAACAACUUGAUGUUUGGUAGUUCUAGAUAUAUUCUGUAUUGUACGGUUGCACUUUUUUUUAAGCAUUUUCAAAAUAAAUUCUAA
This is a messenger RNA of Xiphophorus maculatus (southern platyfish), 1789 nucleotides long. RefSeq names its product B9 domain containing 1 (gene b9d1). Lineage: Eukaryota; Metazoa; Chordata; Actinopteri; Cyprinodontiformes; Poeciliidae. Gene Ontology annotation, biological process: cilium assembly. The coding region runs from base 109 to 726 and encodes 205 amino acids. The transcript is spliced from 7 exons. The record is from RefSeq and is a predicted model, not a curated record. Gene Ontology annotation, cellular component: MKS complex.